CAGCUUCACGGCGGGGCGAUUGCACAGCCUGCUUCAUGUAGAUCCAUCACACCCAAGACUACACUACACUGGCCAGACGAAGAGCCACGGAACGUUGCACAGAGGCGCACACGCGCAGCGAUGGCAGGGCUCUCGUCGGUUUAUCUGAUGCAGGCUCCGAAUUCCACGGAGGCGCAACCGCGACGCACGGGAUUUUGAAAUCACGUCUAGUGUGAAAUUUGCUCCUUCAUACUAUUUUUUUUUUUUUUUGCGCCGAUGAAUCAUGUGUUGAUUCUAGUAUUUACGUUGAGGUCGUGCAGCUCGAAUCAUGCCUGCAGCUGAUUCUCCGAUGGACAGCAUUGUUGUUUGAAGUGGAGACCGCUUUGUCAAUGGGAUGUGGUUUUAUCGCUAGGGAAAUUGCUCUAAAUGUGCGAGUAGAAAUCUACGUUGUGCGUGAGUUGCAAUAACGUCGCGAAUUAACAGCGAUCAUUCAUCGCUUUUCAACUGGAAUUGCCUCUGUUGUUCUCCGCGUCAGCCCUCGGAAUCCGAGCAUCCUUUCGUCCGAGAGCACCCCAACAGCCUUUUGCACCCUGCAAAAACAUCGCAGUAGGCUAGUCUACGGAGGGAAUCUCGCAGAACUCACUUGGACUGGAACGAAGUCCACACACAUAGACGAUGCUUUGGAUGUAAACGUAAAUAAAUAAAUAACGCAAAGAUGGGGAAAGACCAGGAAUUGCUUCAAGCAGUGAAGACCGAGGACCUGCUUACGGUGCAAAAGAUCCUGCAGAGGCCCAAGCCCGGGAAAGCAAAGCUGCUGGGAUCUGCCAAGAGAGUGAACGUCAACUUCCAGGACACGGAUGGGUUCUCUCCGCUGCACCAUGCGGCACUCAAUGGGAACAUGGAGCUCAUCUCCAUCCUGCUGGACUCCCAGGCCGCGGUGGACAUCAGGGACCAGAAGGGGAUGCGGCCGCUGCACUAUGCCGCCUGGCAGGGCAAGUCUGAGCCAAUGAAAAUGCUGCUAAAGUCCGGCUCCUCCGUCAACGGCCAAUCAGACGAGGGUCAGAUCCCGCUGCACCUCGCCGCUCAACAUGGACACUACGACGUGUCGGAGAUGCUGCUGCAGCACCAGUCCAACCCGUGUAUAGUGGACAACGCCGGGAAGACGCCGCUGGACCUGGCCUGCGAGUUCGGCAGAGUCGGGGUGGUGCAGCUGUUGCUGAGUAGUAACAUGUGUGCUGCUCUGCUGGAGCCCAAGAAGGGCGACACCACAGACCCCAACGGCACCAGCCCCCUACACCUGGCGGCCAAGAACGGACACAUCGACAUCAUCAGACUGUUGAUCCAAGCCGGCAUUGACAUCAACAGGCAGACCAAAGCAGGCACGGCCCUCCAUGAGGCAGCGUUGUGCGGGAAGACAGAUGUUGUGCGCCUCCUUCUCGAUAGUGGCAUUAACGCCUCUGUGAGGAACACGUACAGCCAGACAGCACUGGACAUCGUUUACCAGUUCACAGCCACACAGGCCAGCCGGGAGAUCAAACAGAUGCUCAGAGAUGCCUCAGCAGCGCUACAGGUCAGAGCUGUGCAGGACUACUGUAACAACUAUGACCUGACCAGCCUCAACGUCAAAGCCGGAGAUGUCAUAACGGUGCUGGAACAACACCCUGACGGCCGGUGGAAGGGCUGUAUCCAUGACAACCGAACAGGAAAUGACAGAGUGGGCUAUUUCCCCUCCACGCUGGUGGAGGUGAUCAGCAAGAGAACAGGUCAAUGGAGUACAGUCAUUUGUACCCCACAGUAUCAAAAGAUACAGCUGUGUGCUCCCGCUCCCGCCCCCGCUGCCUCUGUGGCUGCCCCCGCCCCAGCAGCCGUGGUGAACGGCGAGUCCUGCCAUCAGUAUCAUGUCCUGCCGCCUCCACCUCCUCCGCCAAACCACCAUCAAUCCCAUCAGCCCCUUUUUACUUCCUUUGGCUAUAACAGGUCACAAAGCACCUCAGAAGAGACGCCCAGUGGACAAGGUUCUCGCGGCUCGGAGUCCAGCCCUCACGGCUCGCCCACUCCCAGCGGCGGCCAGCAGGGCGGCAGCAGUGAGGAGAUCUGGGUGCUGCGCAAGCCGGUGGCAGGUGGGGACCGCAGUAGUGUGGGCAGCUCGGGCAGUGUGGCCAGCGCUCGCUCCUCUGGUAGCGGACAGAGUGCCAGCAGCACCAGCAUCAUCCACGCCCAGGCAGAGGGGGUUAAGCUGCUGGCAACGGUGCUGUCCCAGUCUGCCAAGGCCAAGGAGCACCUGAUGGAGCAGUCCAAGUCCCUGGAUCAGCCCUCUGGUGGCACUCUGAAAGGCACCUCCUCACGCAGUCAGAGCGUUCCCAGUUGUCCCCUCCAUGAGCAGCAGCAGCCAUAUGGAGAGGCAGGGCCUCCCAGGAAAGGGGAGGGGCCUAGUGAGGCGAAGAGCUCAGAGGCUGUUGUCCAAUGGCUGAGCGAAUUUCAGCUGCAAGUCUACGCUCCAAACUUCAUCAGCGCGGGCUAUGACAUUCCUACCAUUAGCCGUAUGACCCCAGAGGAUCUGACGGCUAUCGGCGUGACCAAGCCCGGUCAUCGCAAGAAGAUGGCCACCGAAAUCAACAAGCUCAGUGUCACUGAGUGGCUGCCUGACCAAAAACCUGCCAACUUGGCGGAGUGGCUGUCAAUGAUUGGCCUUAGUCAGUACUACCAGCUGCUGGUACAGAACGGCUACGAAAACAUCGACUUCAUCACCGACAUCACGUGGGAAGACCUGCAAGAGAUCGGUAUCACCAAGCUAGGCCAUCAGAAGAAGCUGAUGUUGGCCGUGAAGAAGCUGGCUGAGCUUCAGAAAGCCAGCGACAGCCGCAGUAGCUCGCCCCGCAAGAAGCCGCCUCCCCUCUCCUCAUCCCCGCAGGAAGUGAUGUCCAUCGAGAGCCCACCCAGCUACGAGAGCACUGCCGAGUGCAUGUCGCCCAAGAUGAGCACCUUCCAAGACAGCGAGCUGAGCGGGGAGCUGCAGGCGGCCCUUACCCGGCCGGGUGAACAGCGAGAGGCCAAACCACAACAGCAGGCCAUCCCCGACGCCCGACCCAGCGCUGCCUCUGCCGGGGCCUCUGCACCUCACCCCCCCACAGCAGCCCAGCGAACCCGCAGCAUGCAGGAGAACAGCCUGGGCAAGAGCCGGGACGGGGGCGAGGAGCCCCCACCUCCACACCCGGGGCCUCCUAGGAAAGAGGCCCGCACCAUGAGGCAGAGCAGCCAGGCCGGGGCCCAGAGAGGAGCACAUCAGGCCAAACAGCCCCGGCAGUCUCACCCACGGGGGGAAGGCCCCCCCUACACACCCCCCGGGACCCCCACCAAGAAGACCCAGCAUCAGCAGCAGGCAUCAGGCUCGCCGGCCAAGGGGAAAGGGGGAGCGGCACACCACCACAUGGCCCACGGAGAGAGGUCCAUGUCACCCCGCUCUAUGAACCAGUCCCCCACGCACCGUGCCAGCAGCGGACACCCGCCACCCCCUCACCCUGCUGCUCACCACUCUGGGCCCCCUCCGCCCGCCGUGGCUGUGGCUCCAGCGCCGCCUGAGACGACAGAAGCAUCCCCACCGGCCCACGCCCAGCAGCCUCCCACUCCUGCCGUGCCGCUCCUCUGCCUGCCACCGGAUGGCGAUGACGAGCCAGAUGAGCACGGCCUGCCCAAGAAGCGCGCUCACAGCCUGAACCGCUACGCUGCCUCGGACAGCGAGCAGGAUCGCGACGAGCUGAGCGUGCCUGAUGGCGGCGGCGGCGGCGGCACAGGUGGCGGUGGUGGAAAGUACGCCACGGUGCAGAACCGCGUGGGUCGCAGUAACUCCAUGCGUGGCCAAGCUGACAAGAAUGUGAACCGCAGCCAGUCCUUCGCCCUGCGGCCCAAGAAGAAGGGCCCCCCGCCGCCGCCCCCCAAACGCUCCAGCUCGGCCAUCUCUAGCUCCAACACCAACCUCACCGAGGAGCCCAAGGAGCCCUCGGGGAGCUCGGGCCCCCUGCUGGACGUGAACUAUCACCCGCAGCGGCGUGCCAGUGACGUGGGUGGCGCCGCCGCUGUGGACACGGGGAGUGCGGGCAGUGUGAGGAGCAUCGCGGCCAUGCUGGAGAUGUCGUCCAUCGGAGGGGGCGCCAAGGGCCUGGCGCUGCAGAAGACUGUGCCACACUACCUGCAGGUGUGCAAGCAGCACGACGCCAUCGGUCUAGACGGCGAGGUGGUCAACCGGCGCAGGACCAUCAGCGGGCCGGUGACCGACUUGGUGGCAGCCGCCAAGAGCCAGCGAGAUGCCAACCUUGCGCCGCCCUUGCCACCCCUACCCGUCACCUCCGACAGACAGGCCUCCGAGGGCCAGUCCAGCUCGUCCACUGGCAGCUCAUCCGAGAGCUUACCCUUUGCCGACGAACGCAACCAGACUAUCAAGCAGCGUCCAGCACCAGGGCCUGGGCCAGGGCCAGGGGAGGCGCGGCAGGACAAAGGUGACGGCGAAGAGGACCAACCGCAAGACGAGCCGCAGCCACAGGUGAUGCCGCAGCUCCUGGCUGAGAACGUCACCGUGUACUCCCAGGAGGAACUGUCGCGUGUGGACGCCACCGCCACCCUGAAGAGGCGAGUGCGCAAGGUGUCACAGCAGCAUCAGCAUCAGGCCAACGGGGCCAAGUUCCAUCUGACAGAGUCCAGCACAGUGAAGCGGAGGCCCAAGAGCCGUGACAAAGACGCCGAGGACGCCAUGCAGAUGCUGCCCAACGGACAGAUGCCCGUGGCUUACCAGAACGGCACCGGCACCAUCAAGCGACGGCCGCCGUCCGAGUCAGGUGGAGGAGGAGGGGGAGAGCCCGCAUUACAGCAAGCACCCCAGCAGCAGCAGCAUCCCAGGCCCAGGGAAGAGAGUAUGGAGGGGGUGCCCCAGAGGAGGGACAGUGCUGACCUGGGUGGAGGUCAGGGCACGGAGACCUCUCGUAAGGUGAAGCCACCAGUGUCCCCCAAGCCCGUGAUGGCACAGCACAUGAAGAAGCAGGUCGCUGCUGCUGUGCCCUCGUCAAAGAAGGUCCCCUUCCCUGGACCUGGGGGACCAGCCAGUCCGGUGGAAGGUAAGAAAAUCCCCCCUCCAGUUUCCCCCAAGCCUGCUCCACCACCGACCGCUCCAAAGCCGAAGAAUGUGCCCCCAUCGAUGACCGGGCCGCCAACCCCUACGCCAUCACCAGCCAAGCAGCCUCCAGCAGCAGCACCCAAAAUCACAGCAACUCCUCCCACCCCAGUCCCUGCCAUGCCUGCCCCAACCCCUGCCAAACCCCCCAGCCCUCUAGCUCAGAGCCCCCAGACCCCCCAGACCCCCCAAACCCCCCAAACCCCUCAGACACCCCAAACCCCUCAGACACCCCAAACCCCUCAGACGCCUCAAACUCCCGGACCCUCCCCCACGCCUCCCCCCGUCAAGCCACCUCGGUCUUCCAUCAGCGGCAUGUCCAUGGACAGCGCAGCAGCCGGAGGGGCGGCAGGUGGUAGUGGAGGAGGAGGAGGAGGAGGAGGGAGCACAGUGGCCAGUCCAGGAUCAGCUGGUAGUGGAGGGGGAGCGCCGGUGGUGCCAGAGGAGGUGCACCAGAAGCUAGAGGAGACCAGCGCCUCUCUGGCCGCCGCCCUGCAAGCCGUAGAAGACAAGAUCAAGGAGGACGGCCACAAAGAUUCUGUGGUGGAGCAGAAGAGCACAGGCAGCAUCCUGGAUGACAUUGGCAGCAUGUUUGAUGACCUGGCCGACCAGCUGGACGCCAUGCUGGAGUAGAGCGAAGAGGAGUGGAGUGGAGAGGAGAGGAGAGGAGAGGAGAGGAGAGGAGAGGAGAGGAGAGGAGAGGAGAGGAAAGGAGAGACAGGCAGGCAUGCCAGGCCAUGGCAACACCUCAGGACCCCAGGAGGGUACAAGGGCACAACUAUGUAUGACUGACCAACUUCCCGAAAACCCUUAACAAACCCCACUCCAUUCCAACGC
Molecule: messenger RNA, 5977 nt
Organism: Engraulis encrasicolus (European anchovy)
Lineage: Eukaryota; Metazoa; Chordata; Actinopteri; Clupeiformes; Engraulidae
Gene: caskin1
Product: CASK interacting protein 1
Exons: 22
Coding region: 695-5773 (1692 amino acids)
Molecular function (GO): protein binding
Source: RefSeq, a predicted model, not a curated record